This is a messenger RNA of Cuscuta europaea, 1739 nucleotides long. The record is from the annotation of a GenBank genome assembly. Lineage: Eukaryota; Viridiplantae; Streptophyta; Magnoliopsida; Solanales; Convolvulaceae.
AAUGGAUCGGAGAAAAAUUUAUUAGAGCUAGCUAGAAACGUUCGUAAGUACGUAAACAUCAUAUGCAGGUCGAUCGAUCAAAUAGUAAAGGUAUAGGUAGCUAGCUAGCUAAGCUAGGUAAUUUCAUCUAUCUAUCAAAACAUUUAUUUAUAUAUAUAUACAAUACGUACGUAGUUAAUUAAGAUGGUGAUGAUGAUGGGCGGGGGCGCUAGCAGAGUGACCGUUGUUGUGGUACUGCUAUUUGUUGAGGUUAUGUCAGCGGCGGCGGCGAAGGCAUCAGCGGCGGCGGGGGCAGCAGCACCAGCAGCAGUAGGGGGAGGAGGAAAAUUAGUUGAUUCCCCACCCAUCCCUUCCACGAAGGUGGACGUCGAGAGCUGGUUCUCCUCCAACGUGAAACCGCUGGAGAGUCGAAAGGACAGCCUGGACCCGGCGUUGGUGGCGGCGGAGGGGGGCGUGCAGCGCAUAAAGGUGAGCAAGGACGGAAAGGGAGACUUCAAGACCAUAUCGGACGCCAUUAAGAGCAUUCCGGCGAAGAACACCAAGCGUUACAUCAUCUCCAUAGCGGGCGGGAAUUACUCGGAGAAGGUGAAGGUUGAUUGGAACCAACCUUUCGUCACCUUGUACGGUGACCCCAAGGAUAGGCCCACCAUCAUUGCUGGAGAAACUGCUGCUAAAGUCGGCACAAUCUACAGCGCCACUCUCUAUGUCUUGUCUGAUUACUUCACAGCCAUUAACAUCAACAUUGUGAAUUCAGCUCCACGACCGGAUGGGUUGAAAACGGGACAACAAGCUGUGGCUCUAACCAUAACCGGCGAUAAGGCCGCAUUCUACAACUGUAAACUGUAUGGAUUUCAGGACACCCUCUGCGAUCACCAUAACAAGCACUUCUACAAAGACUGUUACAUUGAAGGAACCGUUGAUUUCAUAUUCGGGGAUGCCAAGUCUAUCUUCUUGAACUCGGAAAUACAUGUGAUCGAAGGGAACCGGAUGGCCAUGAUCACGGCCCACGGUAGGAAAAGUGAGAGUGAGGACACUGGAUUCUCCUUUGUGCAUUGCACAGUCACCGGAACCGGGAACACGGCUGUGCUUGGAAGAGGAUGGUUUGACUAUUCCAAGGUCGUCUUUACCUAUACUCAAGUUAGCGACGCCGUUAAACCUGAGGGCUGGUUGGGAUUGCGCAGCGAUACAACCAAGGGAGGGACAAUCUUCUUCGGAGAACACCAGAAUACGGGGGCAGGCGCAAGUAAUACAGCUCGUCCUUCCUAUGUUAAGAUGCUCACUGAGACAGAAGUGAAGCCUUUCUUGAGCCUUACCUACAUUGAAGCUUCCAAGUGGUUGCUUCCCCCCAUCAAACUUUAAAGCCGGCCAAUUCAAGCGCUGCGCUUCAUCAUUAAUUAAUAAAAACUUUAUUACCCGCUUGUAUUAUAUUAGUGAUUUGCCAAACAACUACGUACCUACUAGAGUUACUACUAGUGUUAGUUGUUUUGAUUGGCUGAGAUCACGGAUAUAUACAUACAUACAUAGGAAAAUAAUAUAUACUAGCUAGCUAGCUACGUAGUACAUAGGAAGUAUAUAGUUUGUUGUUUUAUUUUUUACUACAUUUUCAACUCUCGAAUUGCAGCUAGCUAGCUAGCUAGAGGUCGGGUCCACUUAGUAAAUAUCAAAGUAUGGUAUUAGCAAGCCAGUUUGAAUUAUUUUAAGUUCAGGGAUUUUGUUUGUCAUUAACCUAAAUAUGUUGU